CUCUGAAACUCAUGGAAGCACGAAAAGUGGAUAAAUAAUAAAUUCUUCAGAGUUAUCAUUAAUAAAAGUAUCGAGUGCUUAAAUUGCCAUCAUUGAGGCCUACUGGCACCACUGUUUAUAAGAUGUUAGGGAGCUUAUUGCCAUUUCUUCAUAACUGAAUAGGUUGCGAUCUUAUUUUUAAAUAUUAACGAUGCCGGGGAGUCUAUAUUAAAAUAAAAGUAUUAAAAUAUAUGUAAUACUUCUUCACUUCAAAACAUUUUCACACAGUCCCUAAAUCUUUUCUUGGGUCCACCCACUGACCCACAAAAUAGCUCAAAGCGCUUCUUCUAAAAUCAUGCGGCAUGAUAAACUGGCCUCUUUGAUUUGGUUGUGUCGCAUUAUGAAAGAUGCUGUACUAUAAAAACAUCCUUUCGAUAAAACAUCUUAAAUAAACCAAUCAGCAUAAAAAGCUGCAAACAAAUGGCUGCAAGUGGCACUGGCGUAAUUAGUGACUUAUCUGAUUCAGUUUUGAUUUCACUGCUGUAGUUUGCGCGCUGCUGCUGCAUUCAAGAGGGCACGACCAUCCAGUUACCAACGUCUGAAGCUUUCUGAUAAAGGUCCUCCGUCGCCACCGGAGACUACGAUCCAACAGAACCGCUGGAUGGCGCUAAAACACCAGCGCUGCAUCAGGAGGCUCCACACGCGCUGUGAUGAAUCCGGCUGCUCUCAUCACUCGGACAGCUCAGAUCCAUUUCUCCAACUGCGAGAAAACGUUGCCAAACACCCAUCUGCAACCAGUAUGUUGAAGGGGGAUUGUAAAAAUCCACUGCAUCCCUGAAUUCAGAAAGUAUGAGUGACGGUCCGGCGUAUUGUCCAGCUGCCGUGGAGCUCUGGCGGAUGGGAAGUUGUGAGUCAGAGGCGGAGGACCAGUAACUUUUAUAGACUUUCAAGUCCACCGCCUCCAAGUAGCCGGCAGCCCCACUUUAGACUCAUUUCUCUCAGGGAUUGUGCGUCUGGAGAGCUUAACAUUAGACCAGUGUUUUAGGUUAUGUGUUGUCCAGGGCGUCUUGUAGCGACAAGGAAAUGCCAUUUGCCUAAAGAAGAGGCUUCCGUUUUUUUGUGGCUGGCAAUGGAGAAUAAAUGAAAGGGACAUUUCCCGGGAUUAACUGAGAGAACAACGGCAGAAUGCAGGAGAGGGACCUACAGAGCAUGUACGGAAGGGCGCUGCUGCUGACCGUCUGUAUGGUGUCUCUCUGGGGACAGCUGACCAGUGCAUCAUCACAUAGAAGCCACAUAGUUCAUGUGAAAGCAGGAACCUGUGAGGUAAUUGCUGCACAUCGAUGCUGCAACAAGAACAAGAUCGAAGAGCGAUCCCAGACUGUCAAAUGCUCCUGCUUCCCUGGACAGGUGGCAGGAACAACAAGAGCAGCUCCAUCUUGUGUAGACGCAUCCAUAGUUGCACAGAAGUGGUGGUGCCAGAUGCAUCCCUGCAUGGAUGGAGAAGAGUGCAAAGUGCUGCCCGACCUCAAAGGAUGGAGCUGCAGUACAGGAAACAAAGUUAAGACAACUAAGGUCACCCGAUAGUCGUCUGUUUCAAGGAUAACCUCAUUUGAAACCAGACACUGUUUCUUUGAUCAACACCGUUGGACAAUUGGAUGUCGUGUUUUGAGAAUUGGUGGUAACCAGGGACCAAUGAGGACAACAAUCACGGACAUUCCAGUGAAUGAAUGGAGGACCAGGGAGCAUCGUAUAAGACUACAUAUCCAAACAAAUUCCCGACUUUUGAUCUAGCAUCAACAGUAGCUGCCUCUGAACUCUACUGCCCACCAAAUCUCUCUUUGUAUUAUAGUUUUAUUCCUUUGGACUGGAGAUCUCAACAGUGAAGAUAUAUAUUGACUAAAGGACUCUGGAUAACAGAAAAAAAAUCACUCUUGAAACAAAACCAUGUGAUGUGAAACUUUUGUGUUAUUUUCUUGCCACAAAGAGCCCCAGGACUCUUGAUGCAUAUCUGUGUUGAUCUCGUGAGAUCAUAAGCAUUUCCGUUCCUUUUAGCCUUAUGGAGCAGAUAUCUCUUCUGUUUCUUUUUGCUAAUUUAAAGUGUCUGGCUUUUUUAAGUUUGUUAGGAUGUCAAGUCUUCUUUCUGAAAGACAAAAAGACAAUGCCACAACAAUGAAACCAAGAAAAAAUGUAAGAUGUUUAGCUACAGCUCACCAAGGGUCAACAUAGCUCAGUUCUGCCAAAAUGUUUUAAUGGUAUCUGUUGCUUUCAAAGCCUGGUGACUACUAUUCAUUACAAAUGUCAGUAUUAUAUCAAUAAAUCUAACUUAAUGGAUAUUGCUGUUUAAAAAAGAAAGUUUGAUUUUAUUUUUUUUUUUACAGUUUCUGUUAAGGCAUUUUGCAUACCAGGCCAUAGUGCUGUAUAGGCAGGAGCUGUUGGGACUUAAAAUUAGCAGGUCAAGCAAAUAAUCUGACAAAAAAAGCAGGAAGAGGGGGAGAGCUCACAGCUAAUCAAGGUUGUGUUCAUGGUGGAUUUGAAAUGUGAAAAUCAGCAAAUGCAAAAGUAGGCCAUGUUCAAAAAUACAAAUGGGUGAAAUCGCAUUGCACUGUUCUUCUCAAAAUUAACAGACUUAAAAAAAAGUAUCUGAAAUCUGGUCCAGGGAGAUAAUUAUCUCUUACCCUAAACAACCUUAAUCCUAUUUGGUUCAUUUCCCAAAGUAGAUGUUAGUGUCAUCCUUGGUUUAUUGCAUUAAAUUAAUGCUACCCAUCACAAUCAAAUUAUAGGACUUAUUUACUUGCUUUUUGAGAUCCCAUGAGGCUUUUUCUGUUAUAAAUCCAAAAUCCUUGUUACUAUGUGUAGUAAAAUAAAGCUUCUGAGGGAAUUAGACUGAGGAGUAUACAACAGGAGGUUGGAAGACAAUCAGUAAAAGGCACAGGAUUAUUUAGCCCUAGUGACAUAGCCAUUUGAGUGGGGUUCAAGGUCAAAUAAAACGUCCGUUCAUUCUGACACAUAUAAUAUAGUUAUUAUAGUUACUGAUGGACGGGAAGCUCUAUCAUGAAAGUUGGUUAGAACUGUGUUUCUUUGAGAAGUCAUAAGAAAGUUAGGGAUGCAAUUAUAGUUCACCUGCAUGUGAUGUAUACCUUAGGGACAGGAAAUCACAGUAUAUAAUGUCUCCCCCUUUUCUGAUAUGAUAAUAAAAGAAAUUAUAAUGUAUAUUUCCUCUAUAGGUGUCAUGUUUAUGACUCUAGGAAAAUAUCAUAUAAUCUGUGCAAAAACGGCAUUUUAGUAAUUUCUUUUGGUUAAAAAAAAUAUUUAAAAGAUCAAACAUUACUUUGUGCUACACUUUCAUAAAUCCAGAGAUUGCAAAAGAGAGAAAAAAAAAGAAAAAGGGAAAGCUUCAGUUUAGACUCAAAACAAACCCUCACUUUAUGGGGAAUUUCAUAUUUUCUAAGUCAAUUUCCAUCUGUAAGUGAAGCGGUACAUUUGCCACUGAAUGCUUCUUAUACUAAACACAAUUAAUUAAACAAAAAAUGUAAAAAGCUUGCUCCCAAAGACCAGACCCCAGGGACUGAUGCUGAAGGGGAGGAAUGAGAAGGUUUGCUAUGGUUAAGCGAUCCAGGUUGCCUCUUGUUUGGUUAGAAAUCAUUAAAUUACAGUAAUGACUAAUUUCUCAUUCCUGCAUGCAAUUCACUGGAGACCACCAUGGAUUUAAUAAAGAGCUGGCGAUGAAUUACAAACAGUGAAUGGCUGAGGAAAAGCUACGUGAUUAUACAGAGUAAUUCAUAAGUGCAUUAAUAAAACAAUACAGAAACAUUGCUAAAUCAUUUGAGAUAAAGGCUAUUUGCAUAAUUCAUUAAGAUUAAUCAGACCAGGCAAUCUACCACAGUGCUCCAAGGAAAAGAGGGAGAAGACAUGAAUCCGUUCCCCUGGAAAAACCCUUUCUAUCUACAAACAAUGAUACAAAUCUACCCUUGGAUCAGAGAAUUAACCUCUGUGCACUUACAGCCCCUGCAGUGCUGAAACACAAUCCUUCAGUCAUUCACCUUUAUGCGGGCUAAUAUUCUAUUAAUAAUGAAAGAUCUUUUCAUACCAUUGCUCCUCUGGGUUUUGUUGCUUUGCCAUAAAAGACCUUCACAGAAGUUGAAUGGAAAUACAGUUUUUGUGUUCGGAAACCACAGUGCAAAGCUGAGGUCUAGCUGUUUGACAAUUUUGUUAUUCACUUCUGUAUUUCAUUCUCUGAAGUUAAAUAACUUGGAUGGGAUGUAUGGGAUGAGUUUGGCAUUGGUUACAGAUCACAGGCAGAAAGUAAAACUGCUGUGGCCCUCACUCCAGACUUUAUCACACAAUCAGCUCUAAUUGGGCACUAGUGUGAUUAAGCAUACUAUUUCUUUAGUAACAUUAUAUCAGAAAGGUCAUGCAGAACAACAAAAUUGACAUUGCUUUACAACUCUGAUUGACUCUUAUAUUGCAGAAUAUAUUUCUUAGCUUUCAAUAUAUAAGGACCCAGGUAGGUAGACAUGCAAACAUCGAGUGAACAGUUAUUGUUGUUAAAUGGACUGAUUCUUAUACAGUGCUUUUCUACUCCAGGAGCUUUUUUACUCCCGGAGCACUUAAAAGCGCUUUUUACAAUAUGGCACACUCACCCAUUCACACAAGCACUUUCUUCUAUGCUUUUUAGUCCUUACUAUCCAACAUUCACACGCGUUCAUACUCCAAUGGAUGCAUCAGAGAGCAACUUGGCAUAUUUGGCCAGCAGACUGGGCUACAGACAGUUGUUAAAUCCAAAGAACUACAAAGUCAAAAAACUCACUAGAAACUAGAAAACAAAAGGACUACACUUACCUGCCAGUUCAUUAGUUACACAGUUUUUAGUACCUGGAUGCAUUUUUUUUUCUUUCAGAACUGCUUUAAUUCUUUGUGGCGUAGAUUUAGCACAGUGCGGGAAACAGGAAUUUUGAUCCAUAUCACAAGUUUUAGCUGCUCAUCUGAAUUUCCCAUUCCACCACAUCUCAAUGAUGCUCUGCUGGACUGAGAUCUGUUGUCUGUUGAGGCCAUUUGAGUACAGUGAACGCACUGUCAACAUCAAGAAGCCAGCACGAAAUGAUUUGUGACAUGCCAUAUUAUCCAGCAGGAAGCAACAAUCACACUGUGGUUAUAAAGGGAUGGGCAUGGUCAGCCACAAUACUCAGGUAGGCUGUGAUGUUUAAAUGAUGCUCAGUUGGUAUGAAGGGGACCAAAGUGUUAACCCCUCCACAUUAUAUUGAACUAUUGAUACAAGGCAAACAGAUCCAUGCUUUCAGGUUAUUGACAUCAAAACACGUAACAGAUUUUGGUGAGCCUGUGAAAAUUGUAGCCUCAGUUUCCUGUUCUUAGUUGACAGGAGUGGCAUCCGGUAUGGUCUUUUGCUGCUGUAGUCCACUAAUUCAAGGUUCAAGGUUUGAUAUGUUGUGCAUCCAGAGAUGCUUUUCUGCAUACUGGUGUUGAAACAAGGAGUUAUUUGAGUUUUUAUAGACUUCUUGUCAGCUAGAAGCAGUCUCUCAUUCUCCUUUAACCUUUAGGCAUAGGCCUAAAUAUAUUUAGCAGCUUCCACAUGAUUGGCUAAUUUGAUACCGGCAUUAACAACCAAUUGAAUAUGCAGUGAGUGUGCAUAGGAGGUAAAGAAAAUAAAGCGUAGGACACAGCAGAAUAGGACACAGGAGUAUAACAACACACAGCUGAAACUAAUCAAGUUAAAGCCACGUAACAAAGUAAAACUAAAUGUAUGACACAGUAAACAAAUUAUGUACGGAUCCCUGCAAGGGAGAUGGGAGAAAAAAAGAAUGAAGAUGGACUUUUGUGAAAUCUCACAAAACUUUUGCGAGAUUUCACAAAACUUCGAACUGGUGGGUAACAGAUGUCUCCGAAAACAUCGGAGCACUUUUGCAAAUAUGUGAUGUCUUGAUAAA
Molecule: messenger RNA, 5921 nt
Organism: Oreochromis niloticus (Nile tilapia)
Lineage: Eukaryota; Metazoa; Chordata; Actinopteri; Cichliformes; Cichlidae
Gene: tafa3a
Product: TAFA chemokine like family member 3a
Exons: 5
Coding region: 1165-1563 (132 amino acids)
Molecular function (GO): receptor ligand activity
Source: RefSeq, a predicted model, not a curated record